Peniophora sp. CBMAI 1063 is the source of this 1725-nucleotide messenger RNA. The record is from the annotation of a GenBank genome assembly. NCBI's taxonomy places the organism in Eukaryota, Fungi, Basidiomycota, Agaricomycetes, Russulales, Peniophoraceae.
AUGUCCGCCCUCGCUACCAGCCUCAUCGUUCUUCUGGGUCUCGCCGUCGCAUUGCACAUUCUGCAAGAGCGCGGCCUCAAGUGCAUUGGCCUUGCACCUCACCAGGUCAAGUUCCCUGGCCCAUCGACAGUGCCUUUCUUCGGUAACUUCUUGGAGCUACGCAAUGGCCACGCUCGCACAUUCAUGCGCUGGGCAGAGAAGUUCGGUCCGAUCAUCCGCAUCGUCAUUGGCGACCGCGAGGCGGUCAUCCUCAACACUUACAACGCGGUUCAAAAGACUUUGAUCUCUCAGGGUCAGGCUUUCCAAGGCCGCCCCGAGUUCCGCAUGUACCACGGUCUCUUCGCUAUGGCUUCAGACCAUGACGCGCCGCCGACUCUUGGCACGUCUCCCUGGACUGACAAGAUCUCGACGUACCGCAAGCACCUCGGUCUGCAGACAGCGGGCCACAAGCUCCGCCGCUACAACCACUUCGUCGCGCGCCGCCUCUUCCGCUUCGUGAACCUGCUCGCUGCCGACUCCAAGAAGGGCACUCGCGACCUUGGCUUCGCGAUGUGGACGACCUCGAUCGGUUUGAGCGCAGACAUGUGCUUCGGAACGCGUAUUGGCGAGGAAGAGGCGCGCGUGAUCUCCUACUCCGAGAUUGACAUCUUCCGCGAGCCGCGCACCCUCGGCCAGCCGCUGCACAUCGCCGUCCCUAUCCUCGACAUGGCACAGAAGGCGCUCCGCCCCGCACACAGUCUUCUUCGCAACCUUGGCUUGAGCGGCUUCCUCGACGACGUCGACCGUAGCGAAGAGGCGGCGAAGAAGCUGCGCGUGACUGAGAUCGGAUAUGUCGGGCGCCUCAAGGAAGAGACCAAGGCGCGCGUGCGCGCUGGUGACGCGACCCCUAGCCAGCUCGGCGACAUCAUCCGCACCUUCGGCGACAGCUACACCGCGCACGACGAGUACAAGGUCGCAACUUCUCUCGUCGGCUCGGGCAUGGGCACUGGCACUCUCAUCCUAUGGCUUGCGGCGCUCCUCGCUUCGCGCCCGGACAUUCAGGCUGAGGCGCGCGCUGCGAUUGAGGCUGAGUACGCCGGAGAGGUUCCCGACCCGCUCGACACGGACCGCGUCGAGUACAUCUCCGCCCUCGGCAUCGAGGCCGGCCGCUACUUCGCCUCCACCCGCCUUGGCUUCCCUCGCGAGACGACUGAGGAUGUCGAAGUCGAUGGUGUCCGUAUCCCCAAGGGGACAGUGGUCAUGCACAACACUUUCGCGGUCAACCGCGACCCGGCGCGCUACGACCGUCCCGACGAGUUCCUUCCCGAGCGCUGGUGCGCGGGUCACUACGGCCGCGUCGACAAGAAGGGCCCGAGGGUCGGCGUUCCCCACUUGAACAACGGCGUCGGCCGUCGCUACUGCCUUGGAGUUCCUUACGUCAACAAGGUUCUUUACGGCACGAUCAUCCUUCUUCUUCACUUCUUCGACCUCCAGCGCGACAACCUUGACGCCGAGGGCCUCAAGGAGGUCUUCCCGGCCUACCGCGCGGACGGUGCCGAGGCGAGCGCGACGAUGGACCCUAUCGCUGAUCAAGUGUCCGAGUGCGCUGCGCAGGCGCUGCCUCGCGCAGCGGGCGUGCGCCUCACCCCGCGCGACCCUGCACAGCUUGCACACUGGCUCACCGAGGGCCACGCGGAGAUGGACCAGUUCGAGCGCCCCGACGAGAGCGAGGGCCUCCGCUGCUGA